AUGUCUUCUGGCUUCUUUCAGGUUGCACAGGUUGUCGCCAGGGCCCUUGGUCCUGUUCCAAAAUACCAGCUCAACCCCAAGAACGAUGAUACUUCCAAAGAGACCGGUGUCAUCGAAGACCUGCGACACUUGAACUUCAAAGACGUCAAAACGUUUAAGGAUGUCUUAGUAUCUACAAUUACCGGGGAAGAAGAUGACGACACCCUCUUACAAGAACGUCUCGUUGCUCUACUAGCCAAGCUUCCACCUCACUCCCAUGCAGGUAAACAGGCUACCGACGUCUUCAUCAACUCGCUAUGGAAUGGACUUAAACAUCCUCCAGCUCAAGUCAGGAACGGGGGAGCUCCUUAUCGUGAAGCAGAUGGCUCAUGCAACAACCUCGAUCUCCCUGCCAUGGGAGCUGCUAACACGAACUACGCAAGAACUACCCCUGCUCUGUAUUUCCAGGACCCAAACUUGCCGGAUCCUGGACUCCUCUUCGAUAGCCUUAUGAAUAGAGGAAACGGAGAAUCGUUUCGGGAGCACCCUAACAAGAUAUCUAGCAUCUUAUUCUAUCUUGCUACAAUUAUCACCCAUGACAUAUUUCAAACAGAUUCCAAAAAUCAAGAUAAUAACCUGACUUCAUCUUAUCUCGAUCUCUCACCUUUAUAUGGCCGGAACGCCGAAGAGCAAAAGAUGAUGCGGACUUUCAAAGAUGGAUUACUCAAGCCAGAUUGUUUCUCGUCUGUCAAUCCGUACGGCUUUCCUCCUGGGAUAGGGGUGUUUUUGAUCAUGUUCAAUCGAUUCCACAACCAUGUUGUCACUCAACUCGCAGCGAUCAACGAAGGAGGUCGUUUCAAAAAACCGACUUCUACUGAUGAUAAAAGUAAGGAUGCUUGGGAGAAGUAUGACAAUGAUCUAUUCCAAACAGGACGGCUUAUCACCUGUGGCCUUUACGUCAACAUCGUUCUGAAAGAUUACGUUCGGACGAUCCUGAAUUUGAACCGUACAAAUUCAACUUGGUGUCUCGAUCCCCGGACACAAGAGAAGAAGAACGCAUUCAACAGCAAACCUGCUGCGGAGGCUACUGGCAACCAAGUCUCGGUCGAGUUCAACCUUCUCUAUCGAUGGCACAGUGCAUUGUCGAAACGAGAUGAGAAAUGGGUGACUGACGAAUUCCGCGAAGUGCUUGGUGGUGCCGAUCCUGCAAAGGCAGGCUAUGAGGAGGUGUUGAAGGCUCUAGGCAAAUUUCGGGACAGUAUCCCUAAUGAUCCAGUCGAACGCGUAUUUGCCAAACUUAAGAGGGGUGAUGAUGGUACAUAUUCCGAUGAUGAUCUCGUCGAAAUUCUGUCAUCCUCUAUCGAGGAUGUCGCGGGCGCGUUUGGUGCCAACCAGGUCCCCAGCGCUUUCCGAGUGAUUGAGAUUCUUGGGAUCAAACAGGCGAGAAAAUGGCAUGUAGCCACAUUGAACGAAUUCCGGCAGCACUUUGGCAUAAAGAAAUAUGCGACGUUCGAGGAGAUCAACCCGGAUCCGGCUGUUGCCAGUAAGCUCAAGGCCUUGUACGAUUCGCCUGACUCGGUUGAAUUAUAUCCGGGCCUCGUAAUCGAGAAAACUAAGCCGCCUAGGGAUGGUAGUGGGCUAUGUGCGAACUAUACCACAAGUCGGGCGAUUCUUUCUGAUGCCGUGGCGCUUGUCCGUGGAGAUCGAUUCUAUACCACUGACUAUACCCCUUCAAACUUGACGAACUGGGGGUAUACCGAGGCCGAGUUCGAUCUGGAGGUCGACCAAGGACAGGUGAUGCACAAGCUGAUACUACGUGCAUUCCCGUUCCACUUCGAGAGCAAUAGUAUUCAAGCACACUUCCCCUUCGUCGUACCUUCAGAGAACAAGGCUAUCCAUGAUAAGCUUGGAACGUCUGGACUAUAUUCGUGGGAUAAACCAACUAGGAAGUUGAACCCUGUAGUAAUCAAAUCUCACAAGGCUGUGAUCCAAGUCUUGAAUAACGAUAAAGACUUCUGCGUCCCCCGAACCGAAAAGGUAUCCCACACCUCCAGGUCACUCGGGAAAUCCUUUGAAAAUGGCUUUCACCUACCAGGCGACGGCCUGGCUAAUGACCAGAGCCGCAAGCACGUAAAAGAGUUUAUCUACCAGCCAAAGGGGUGGGAAGCAGAGAUCAAACACUUCUUCGACCAAACCACCAAAAGUCUACUAAAGAAGGCUAGCCAGAAGCUGUCGCCUACCCCUCUCAAGGCUGGGGGAACAAAUCCAGAAUUCGAGGUCGAUAUCGUCAGGGAUGUUAUCAUUCCGCUUAACACGCGCUUCAUCGCGGAGUUCUUCGCCCUGCCGAUCAAAACGGCGGAGACUCAUCCCCACGGCAUCUACUCGGAGCAUGAGUUACACGAACUGCUUACAGCUGAAUUCUCAAACGUCUUCUUCAACAGUGACCCCGUCAACUCGUUCAAGUUGCGGUCCAAGUCACGCGAACUUAUCCUGGAGCUGGAGAAGCUGGUGCGGCUUGAGGUCGAGGCGAAUGCGAACGCCGGCUGGGUUGCUAGUAUCUUCUCCCACCUAGGCUUCGGGUCUGCUGCUAGAGACAAACAUCAUGCUGUGCAUGGGAAAGGUUGGCCCGGGUUACCGCACUAUGGUCAGCACCUGCUCUCUCGAAUGACGAAGAAGAAAGGGAAGACGGUCGAGGAAUACGUUGCCGGGACAGUUAUGCCCGCUAGCGCUGCUGGGGCCACGAUAAUGACGGGUCUGCUUUCGCUGUGUCUGGAUUACUUCCUAGGGAAAGGCAGAUCGCAUCUACCGAAGCUAUACAAUCUAGCUCACGAGAACACCGCCAAAGCCGAUGAGAUCUUAUUACACUACAUGCUAGAAGGCAUCCGCCUCCACCACACCCUCAUCCAAACCCGCACCCUCUCCCGCACCAGCGCCCCCCAAAAAAUCACCGACGACGCCCCCUGCCUCCCCUCCCCCUCCGACCCGACAAGCCCAUACCCGAUCCCGAACCUCGCCUCCAACCGCGCCGCGGGCCAGCGCACAUACACGCUCGCCCCAGGCCAACCCGCCGUCCUCGACCUCGUAACCGCGUCUCACGACAGCCAAGCCUACACCUCGCCAGAGGAGCUACGGCUCGACCGCUCGCUGUCCUCGUACCUGUUCUGGGACCCGCACGCGCACGCGUGCUUAGGCGAGGACAUGACGCGCGUCGCGCUGCUAGCUGCCUUUAAGGCGGUUCUGGGCUAUACGACGCCGAACUUGCGCCGCGCGCCGGGGCCGCGGGGCGAGAUCAAGAGUCUGGCUUACGAGCCGUGGCGCGGACAGGUCGGACGCGAGGACGGCGAGGGGGGGUGGGAUGAGUGGACUGGGUUAAGGAGGUAUAUGACGAUGGACCAGAGCGCGUUCGCUCCUGUGCCGUGUAGUAUGAAGGUUAGGUGGGGUGGGACGGGGGCUGAUGGAUGA
Annulohypoxylon truncatum is the source of this 3441-nucleotide messenger RNA. Its product is annotated as linoleate diol synthase precursor. Lineage: Eukaryota; Fungi; Ascomycota; Sordariomycetes; Xylariales; Hypoxylaceae. The coding region runs from base 1 to 3441 and encodes 1146 amino acids. The record is from RefSeq and is a predicted model, not a curated record. The transcript is spliced from 8 exons. Gene Ontology annotation, molecular function: oxidoreductase activity, acting on paired donors, with incorporation or reduction of molecular oxygen; heme binding; monooxygenase activity. Gene Ontology annotation, biological process: response to oxidative stress.